Octodon degus (degu) is the source of this 7057-nucleotide messenger RNA. RefSeq names its product plexin A3 (gene Plxna3). Gene Ontology annotation, biological process: regulation of cell migration; regulation of GTPase activity; positive regulation of axonogenesis. Bases 124 to 5790 code for a protein of 1888 amino acids. Gene Ontology annotation, molecular function: protein binding; semaphorin receptor activity. The transcript is spliced from 33 exons. Gene Ontology annotation, cellular component: semaphorin receptor complex. Lineage: Eukaryota; Metazoa; Chordata; Mammalia; Rodentia; Octodontidae. The record is from RefSeq and is a predicted model, not a curated record.
GCGGUGGCGGCGCGUAGAGGGGGGAGCAGUGUGGGCCACGGGGGCGCGUCCACGUGGCUGGCGGGAGGAUACCUAGAGCCGGCGGCGGCGGAGGGACAGGCCUGUCCACAGUGGCUGCUGGCCAUGCUCCCUCUGUGCCUUGUCCCGCUGCUCCUUCUCCCAGUGGCAGGGGUUGUGGGUGGAGGCAGGCCCUUCCGUGCUUUUGUGGUAACAGACACCACGCUCACCCACCUGGCUGUGCACCGAGUGACUGGGGAAGUGUUCGUGGGUGCAGUGAACCGAGUUUUCAAGCUGGCCCCCAACCUGACUGAACUGCGGGCCCAUGUGACAGGGCCCGUGGAUGACAAUGCUCGUUGCUACCCACCCCCGAGCAUGCGCGUGUGUGCCCACCGCCUGGCACCUGUGGACAACGUGAACAAGUUACUGCUCAUAGACUACGCGGCCCGUCGCCUGGUGGCCUGUGGCAGCAUCUGGCAGGGUAUCUGCCAGUUCCUGCGCCUGGAUGACCUCUUUAAGCUGGGGGAGCCGCACCACCGGAAGGAGCACUACCUGUCAGGGGCACAGGAGCCAGACUCCAUGGCUGGGGUCAUUGUGGAGCAGGGCCAGGGGCCCAGCAAGCUGUUCGUGGGCACUGCUGUGGACGGCAAAUCAGAGUACUUCCCCACCUUGAGCUCACGCAAGCUCAUUGGGGAUGAGGACAGCAGCGAUAUGUUCAGUCUGGUGUACCAGGACGAGUUCGUGUCCUCGCAGAUCAAGAUCCCCUCUGACACGCUGUCACUCUACCCUGCCUUUGACAUCUACUACAUCUAUGGCUUCGUGAGUGCCUCCUUUGUGUACUUCCUCACACUGCAGCUGGAUACCCAGCAGACACUUCUGGACACAGCAGGCGAGAAGUUCUUCACCUCCAAGAUUGUGCGCAUGUGUACAGGGGACUCAGAAUUCUACUCAUACGUGGAAUUCCCCAUCGGCUGCUCCUGGCGUGGCGUGGAGUACCGCUUGGUACAGAGUGCCCACCUGGCCAAACCCGGCGUGCUGCUGGCCCAGGCGCUGGGUGUGCCAGCCGAUGAGGACGUCCUCUUCACCAUCUUCUCCCAGGGCCAAAAGAACCGGGCCAGCCCGCCUCGGCAGACCAUCCUCUGCCUCUUUACACUCAGCAACAUCAACGCGCACAUCCGGCGCCGCAUCCAGUCCUGUUACCGCGGGGAGGGCACGCUGGCCCUGCCCUGGCUCCUGAACAAGGAACUGCCUUGCAUCAACACUCCCAUGCAGAUCAAUGGGAACUUCUGCGGGCUGGUCCUGAAUCAACCCCUAGGUGGCCUGCACGUGAUCGAGGGGCUGCCCCUGCUGGCUGACAGCACCGAUGGCAUGGCCAGCGUGGCCGCCUACACGUACCACCAGCACUCUGUGGUGUUCAUUGGCACACGUAGCGGCAGUCUAAAGAAGGUGCGGGUUGAUGGAUCCCAGGAUGCCCACCUGUAUGAGACGGUCCCUGUUGUGGAUGGCAGCCCCAUCCUUCGAGAUCUGCUCUUCAGCCCUGACCACCGGCACAUCUACCUCCUAAGUGAGAAGCAGGUGAGCCGGCUCCCUGUGGAGACCUGUGAGCAGCACCUGAGCUGCACGACGUGCCUGGGCUCAGGAGAUCCGCACUGUGGCUGGUGUGUGCUGCAGCAUAGGUGCUGCCGGGAAGGAGCCUGUCCAGGUGCCUCUGCCCCUCACGGCUUUGCCACAGAGCUGAGCAAGUGUGUCCAGGUGCGAGUCCGGCCCAACAAUGUGUCAGUGACAUCACCUGGGGUGCAGCUCACCGUAGCCCUCCACAACGUGCCAGACCUCAGCGCGGGAGUGAGCUGUGCCUUUGGUGAGGGGACAGAGAACGAGGCCAUCCUGCUGGCAUCAGGGGAGCUGCGCUGCCCUUCGCCCUCCCUCCAGGAGCUGCAGGCCCUCACCAGAGGCCACGGGGCUACACGCACUGUGCGGCUGCAGCUGCUUGCCAAGGAGACCGGCGUGAAGUUUGCCAGUGCUGACUUUGUCUUCUACAACUGCAGUGUCCUCCAGUCGUGCAUGUCUUGUGUGGGCAGCUCCUACCCCUGCCACUGGUGUAAGUACCGCCACGUGUGUACCAGCCAUCCUCACGAGUGCUCCUUCCAGGAGGGCAGGGUCCACAGCCCUGAGGGCUGCCCUGAGCUCCUUCCUCGUGGGGACCUCCUGAUCCCUGUGGGCGUCAUGCAGCCCCUCACCCUGCGAGCAAAGAACCUGCCACAGCCGCAGUCUGGCCAGAAGAACUACGAGUGUGUGGUACGGGUGCAGGGUCGGCAGCAGCGGGUGCCUGCUGUGCGCUUCAAUAGCAGCAGUGUGCAAUGCCAGAAUGCCUCGUACUCCUAUGAAGGUGACGAGUAUGGCGACACUGAGCUGGACUUCUCUGUGGUCUGGGAUGGGGAUUUCCCCAUCGACAAGCCUUCCAGCUUCCGAGCCCUUCUGUACAAGUGCUGGGCGCAGCGGCCCAGCUGUGGCCUCUGUCUCAAAGCUGACCCUCGCUUCAACUGUGGCUGGUGCGUCUCGGAGCACAGGUGCCAGCUGCGGGCACAUUGCCCAACCCCUAAAAUCAACUGGAUGCAUCCGAGCCAGAAGGGCACCCGGUGCAGCCACCCCCGCAUCAACCAGAUCUACCCGCUCAUGGGGCCCAAGGAGGGGGGCACCCGGGUCACCAUUGUGGGUGAGAACUUGGGCCUCGCUUCACGGGAGGUCAGCCUGCGGGUGGCUGGCGUGCGCUGCAACUCCAUCCCCACCGAGUAUGUCAGCGCUGAGAGGAUCGUCUGUGAAAUGGAGGAGUCGCUGGUGCCCAGCCCACCACCAGGGCCUGCGGAGCUCUGUGUUGGCGAUUGUUCUGCUGACUUCCGCGCACAGUCUGAGCAGUUGUACAGCUUUGUGACCCCAGUCUUUGACCGAGUGAGUCCCAUUCGGGGCCCAGCCUCAGGUGGCACACGGCUCACCAUUUCUGGCCACUCUCUGGAUGCUGGCAGCAGUGUCACAGUGACUGUGAGAGAUGGCGAAUGCCGAUUUGUCAGGAGAGAUGCUGAAGCGAUCGUGUGUAUCUCCCCCGUCUCCACUCUGGGCCCCAGCCAGGCCCCCAUCACCCUCACCAUUGACCAUGCCAACAUCUCUAGCCCUGGGGUCAUCUACACCUACACUCAGGACCCUACCGUUACACGCCUGGAGCCCACCUGGAGUAUCAUCAAUGGAAGCACAGCCAUCACUGUGAGUGGGACCCACCUGCUGACCAUCCAGGAGCCCCGGGUCCGGGCCAAGUACCGUGGUAUUGAGACCACCAAUACAUGCCACGUGAUCAAUGAUACGGCCAUGCUGUGUAAGGCUCCUGGUAUCUUCCUUGGGCGGCCUCAGCCUCGGGCACAGGGCGAGCAUCCGGAUGAGUUUGGCUUCCUGCUGGACCACGUGCAGACAGCCCGCUCCCUCAACCGCUCCUCCUUUACCUACUACCCUGACCCCAGCUUUGAGCCUCUUGGGCCUGCUGGGGUCCUUGACGUCAAGCCUGGAUCCCACGUUGUGCUGAAGGGUAAGAACCUGAUUCCUGCAGCAGCCGGCAGCUCCCGCCUCAACUACACGGUGCUGAUCGGGGGCCAGCCAUGUGCCCUCACAGUGUCUGACACACAGUUGUUGUGUGACUCGCCCCACCAGACGGGUCGCCAGCCUGUUAUGGUCCUGGUGGGUGGCCUGGAGUUCUGGCUGGGCACCCUGCACAUCACACCUGAGCGGGCGCUAACCCUGCCGGCUCUGGUGGGCCUCGCGGUUGGUGGUGGGCUCCUGCUCGUGGCCAUCACCGCUGUGCUGGUCGCCUACAAACGCAAGACCCAGGACGCGGACCGCACGCUCAAGCGGCUGCAGUUGCAGAUGGACAACCUGGAGUCCCGCGUAGCACUGGAGUGCAAAGAAGCCUUUGCGGAGCUGCAGACAGACAUCCAUGAACUGACGAACCACAUGGAUGGCGUGCAAAUCCCCUUCCUGGACUACCGGACCUAUGCCGUGCGAGUGCUCUUUCCGGGCAUCGAGGCCCACCCAGUACUCAAGGAGCUAGAUACCCCGCCCAACAUGGAGAAGGCCCUGCGUCUCUUCGGGCAGCUGCUCCACAGCCGGGCCUUUGUGCUCACCUUCAUCCACACGCUGGAGGCUCAGAGCAGCUUCUCCAUGCGUGACCGUGGCACUGUGGCAUCACUUACCAUGGUGGCACUACAGAGUCGGCUUGACUAUGCCACCGGGCUGCUCAAGCAGCUAUUGGCUGACCUCAUAGAGAAGAACCUGGAGAGCAAGAACCAUCCGAAGCUGCUGCUGCGCAGGACUGAGUCGGUGGCCGAGAAGAUGCUUACCAACUGGUUCACACUCCUGCUGCACAAAUUCCUGAAGGAGUGCGCGGGGGAGCCCCUCUUCCUGCUGUACUGCGCCAUCAAGCAGCAGAUGGAGAAGGGCCCCAUUGAUGCCAUCACGGGUGAGGCCCGCUACUCCCUGAGCGAGGACAAGCUCAUCCGGCAGCAGAUCGACUACAGGACGCUGACGCUGCACUGUGUGUGCCCAGAGAGUGAGGGCAGCAGCCAGGUUCCUGUGAAGGUGCUCAACUGUGACAGUGUUACCCAGGCCAAAGACAAGCUGCUGGAUGCCGUGUACAAGGGCAUCCCCUACUCGCAGCGCCCCAAAGCUGAAGACAUGGACCUGGAGUGGCGCCAGGGCCGCAUGGCUCGCAUCAUUCUCCAAGAUGAGGAUGUCACCACCAAGAUCGAGUGUGACUGGAAGAGGGUCAACUCCCUGGCCCACUACCAGGUGACAGAUGGUUCCUUAGUAGCCCUGGUGCCCAAACAAGUGUCUGCCUACAACAUGGCCAACUCCUUCACCUUCACUCGCUCCCUCAGCCGUUAUGAGAGCUUGCUCCGUACCACCAGCAGCCCUGACAGCCUCCGCUCACGGGCACCCAUGAUCACACCUGACCAGGAGACAGGCACCAAGCUGUGGCACCUGGUGAAGAACCACGACCAUGCUGACCACCGGGAGGGGGACCGUGGCAGCAAGAUGGUUUCAGAGAUCUACCUAACCCGUCUGCUGGCCACCAAGGGCACACUGCAGAAGUUUGUAGAUGACCUCUUUGAGACCGUGUUCAGCACGGCCCACCGGGGCUCAGCACUGCCCCUGGCCAUCAAGUACAUGUUCGACUUCCUGGAUGAGCAGGCUGACCAGCGGCAGAUCAGCGACCCUGACGUGCGCCACACCUGGAAGAGCAACUGCCUGCCCCUGCGCUUCUGGGUGAACGUGAUCAAGAACCCCCAGUUCGUGUUCGAUAUCCACAAGAACAGCAUCACAGACGCCUGCCUGUCGGUGGUGGCCCAGACCUUCAUGGACUCGUGCUCCACGUCGGAGCACCGCCUGGGCAAGGACUCGCCCUCCAACAAGCUGCUCUAUGCCAAGGACAUCCCCAACUACAAGAGCUGGGUGGAGAGGUACUACCGAGACAUUGCGAAGAUGGCGGCUAUCAGUGACCAGGACAUGGACGCCUAUCUGGUGGAGCAGUCUCGUCUGCACGCCAGUGACUUCAAUGUCCUAAGUGCGCUCAGUGAGCUCUACUUCUACGUUACCAAGUACCGCCAGGAGGUUCCAUGGCCAGCACAGGUGGUACUGUCAUGGAUGCUGGGACUUGUGGGAUACAGGAGGGUACCAAGUUCAAAUCCAGCUCAGGACCUGGCUGGACCACAGAGGGGUGGGCUGAGUUAUGAGAGAAGGACCAGCCCUUUGUAGGGCCUCUAGGGUCUGUAGUUUAAGAUGUCAGUUGGCAGGGGUUGGAAAAGUCUGGACUUUGUAAUUCAUGUUGACCAAGAAACUGGAUGUGGGCCAGAAAAGGGAGGGGUCAAGGGAUAACUGCAGGGUUUGUGCCCAAGCAGCUGGCAGGAUGGGGUCCAUUCCUGUUUCCCUGUAGGGGAAAGACUGGGUGGAGAGGCCUCAGGAUGGCGUGGUUAACAAGGGUCUUCAGAACCACCCAGUGGUCCUGGCAAGGAAGAGGGCAGGGGGAAGCUGCAGAGACCUGCGGGGUGGGAGGCCGGACAGUGUUAGGGAUGCACAUGAGAGUGAAGUGGGAAGGCUAGGCCCCAGCCCUGAGCCUCAUCUGAGUGGGAUUCAGGUGACGCCAGGCGCUUGGUGGGAGGGAGUCUGGCGCUCCAGGGAGGGACUGGGGCUGAGAUGUGCCUUUACGAGCCACUAGGUGGCACUGCAAGCCUUGAGCUGGGGCCCCAGUCGAGUGCCAGCCUCGCCCCACAGCUGAGAAGGCAGCAGAGCUCGCAGAGGGCUGCACGGAAGCCCACUGUGCCAGCGGAGUCCUGUGGGCCGGGAGUGCGGGGGGUCCUCGGGGCAGCCAGCCCCAGCACGGAGUGUGCGACUGCAACCGGGGGUCGGCUCCAGGACACAGACCUGGACAAGGCGGGGGUGGGUGGAACAGGUGGGUGAGGAAUGGCUCACUCUGGAGGGGCUGAUGGCGGCCUGGAGCAGAGAGGACAGUUCCGUAGGUGGAGGGGCGGGUUUCCCAGAGGAUGGAGGGUGUCCUCAUCCCUUUCGCCUCACCUGCCUUGUGAAGGAGGAGAGGCCUAUUUGGGCUUGUAUUUCAGUCCAAGGUCAGCUGGGAUCAAGGCAGAAGGGCAUGGCAGAGCGGCCUGGUGGAGGAGAGCUGCUCCCAACUUGAUGGUGGAGCAGAGAUGAGGGAGCAAAAGAGUGCCUCAGAGCCUUGCAGGCCAUGCCUGGCUUGCCUCUUCCCACACACCGCGCUCCUAACAGCAAAUUAGCUAAGAAGCCUAUAAUCCAGCUGGCUCCAGAGGCCCUGCCUGUGGUCGCAUGAGGCUGUAGGACACACUUAGAUAUGAAUAGAACAGUAGGUUUGUUCAGAGAUGAAGAGAUUGGAUCCCUGAGUGCAAGUAGGGGCUGCCCGGGAGGGUGAGCUGAGGCAGGCGGAGUUGGGAGAGAAGAGCCCACGUGGGCUAGUGGCCCUCCUCUGAGCCUGCCUAGCUAAGAGGCCCCC